Molecule: messenger RNA, 976 nt
Organism: Amoebophrya sp. A25
Lineage: Eukaryota; Dinophyceae; Syndiniales; Amoebophryaceae
Source: the annotation of a GenBank genome assembly
GGUGUUGUUUUGCGGCGUGAUGGCUUUCGGAACAUCGUGCGUUUGAACUCGACUGUUACCGCCGUGCCUGCGACCUACACCGAGACGCGUCUUUACAUCAACGAACUCCCGCGCUUCACGCGCAUGUACGAGCUUCCUGGCUGCAACACGGUCGGAUCGGCUGCUAUUACCGGCCUCAAACUCGUGUAUCACCGCACGCUGUUGUCCCCAGGAGUGCGGUGCCUGCUUGUGCUGGUGGACGAAGACGAAAUAGCGGGCUUAGGCGUUACGACAACGACUACACCGGAUCCACGCGUUACUUACGGCUUUCUGGACGGCAACGUGCACAGAACAGUUGGGCUCGGCGUGAAAACUGACAACGAGACUUUUGUGGCACCCACAGCUGAGCUUAUCAGCAACGCAAACGGCACAACCACUUACCGCGACAUCGAGCCCGCCGCUCAAAAACUUCUGGCGCCGUCAGUCAAGCUGGAAAAGCACUCGCACGAAGGAGGACUUGACGACGCCAACCAGGGCAUCCAGGGCCUCGUUUUACGGUACUCGGUACUGGACAGCACGUUGCAGGAACAUUCGCCUCCGGCCACAAUUCGUUUCUCGAUUCCGCCACGCGAGCUCGCCUUCACGUCCCCGCGCUACGACUGGGGUCCUGGAGUUGAGGGCUUCAAACGCUGCGAGCCUUGGGACAUUGGGAAAACGACGUUUGCAGCUGCCGUGGGCUUUGAUUCGGUGGAGCGCUGUAAAGCUGAGUGUGACAACUACUCGUUGCAGAAUCCACGAACCAAGUACGACUACAAUCCGGCGGGAGACGCCAGCGCGAAUCUUGCACUUUCGACACCAGCCUGCGUUGCAAUAACAUACUACGCAGCGCAGAAUCCGUUCAAAGAGGCAGAGCAACCGUUGGAUCUCACAGCCUUUCGGAAUGGCAGUGUCGUUGUCAGCGAGGCAGGUUUUGAUCUCCAGCCGCCUUUUGUCAUAG